Messenger RNA from Rhagoletis zephyria (snowberry fruit fly), 265 nucleotides. It is a transcript of the gene Datp, whose product is annotated as purine phosphoribosyltransferase family protein Apf. Gene Ontology annotation, biological process: ATP biosynthetic process; AMP biosynthetic process. Lineage: Eukaryota; Metazoa; Arthropoda; Insecta; Diptera; Tephritidae. The record is from RefSeq and is a predicted model, not a curated record. Gene Ontology annotation, molecular function: bis(5'-nucleosyl)-tetraphosphatase (asymmetrical) activity.
UUGGGUACCGGCAAUUCAGCACAUCACUAAUAAAUGGCUAAACGCGCUGCAGGUUUUGUUAUAUUUCGUCGUAUCGAAGAACAGAUUCAAUAUCUGUUGCUACGCGCAUCUUAUGCCGAUUUUCAUUGGAGUUCACCUAAAGGUCACGUUGAUCCAGGUGAAGACGACUUUACCACAGCUUUGCGAGAGACCAGGGAGGAAGCCGGGCAAAACAAGAAAACUAAAAACUAGGUUGCAAAGGUCAGCAAAAGGGUUUUCUCCUAGG